This is a messenger RNA of Drepanopeziza brunnea f. sp. 'multigermtubi' MB_m1, 348 nucleotides long. RefSeq lists its product as uncharacterized. The record is from RefSeq and is a predicted model, not a curated record. Gene Ontology annotation, biological process: mitochondrial respiratory chain complex IV assembly. NCBI's taxonomy places the organism in Eukaryota, Fungi, Ascomycota, Leotiomycetes, Helotiales, Drepanopezizaceae. Gene Ontology annotation, cellular component: mitochondrial inner membrane.
AUGGCAGUCUUUCAGAGCAAGAAAUUCCGCUCCAGCGCCGAAGCCAACACUAUUGCAGCCCGCUACCGAUCCGGUCUCACGCGGCAUCCUUUCCUCCUCUUCGGCCUCCCAUUCAUUGCGACUAUGGUGGCAGGAUCCUUUUUCCUUACUCCGGCCACCGCAAUUAGAUAUGAGAAGCAUGAUCGCCGGGUGCGGAGGAUGAGCAAGGAGGAGGAGCUCGGAAUUGGGAAGGGUGGACGGAAGGUUGAUAUGAAGGAGGAGUAUUACAGACUGGCUGCGAAAGAUCUGGACGACUGGGAACAGAAGCGUGUCAAGAGACUUCCGGGAGAGCAUGACGGGAAGCUGUAA